Molecule: messenger RNA, 243 nt
Organism: Echinococcus granulosus
Lineage: Eukaryota; Metazoa; Platyhelminthes; Cestoda; Cyclophyllidea; Taeniidae
Exons: 3
Coding region: 1-243 (80 amino acids)
Source: RefSeq, a predicted model, not a curated record
AUGCGUUUUCCUCAGGCUACGCAGUGCCUGGUUAUUACUGUAGCGGCGAAUCCACCCGUAAUGAAGAUGGACAUUUGUGGUGUUGUUGUUGUUGCCUCUUCGAAACUGGUUGAUAACGCGCCCGAACAGCGAAUUGUCUGGGCUGUGGUUGUCGGUACUCCUGCCUGCAUAAGUAUUCAACCUCUGAACAUCUUCAAACGAGAGGAGGCGCGAAUACAAUUCGAACCUAAUGACAGAGUCUAA